AGAAGCCAUCGUUGAAAGCAAACGAAACGAUGAGGGAGUAUCACGUUUUGAGCGCCAUGGUGACGGAAGCGCCCCGUAAUCUGGGUCGACGCAUCUCUCGUCGGCUCAGCAUGUCGGUGGCUAAAGUGCCCACUUUUAUCCAGUCGAAAUUUCGCACCGACGUCGAUGUCGCCGAUUUCAGCUCCAGCGGAGGAGCUGGUGGAGGUGUCGCUAAUAAUAACGGCCAGUGGUGGCCCCAGCAGUUGAGACGAUCAAGGCCCGUCACUCUUCACAUCAUCUUGCCCAACGGAAUUGAACGCACGAUCACGUACGCUGGAAAGUGCACCGUCAGGCAGGCGGUCCAAUCGGUGGCGCUAGAGCUGCACAUUUGUGAAUUCCGGCUGCGCAUGAGCGACACCCUGGCCAUCGUUUCGCCCGCCGCUGAGGUCUCCCUCCUGGACGGCGACACUGUUCUACUGGAGGACGCCACCCGAGUGCGCGAUGAACGCGGAGAAACGGAUGCGCGGUUUCGACUGACGGAGGACUUGGUGGACGCCGAGCGCGAAUUCCUCGUCAGUUUGAGGACCAUCUACGACAUUUACGCCCGUCCGCUAAGAAAGCUCUGCUCCAUCAGCGACGACGAACAGAAGCAGCUGUUUGGCGGUAUCGAGCCCAUUCUAUCCGUCAGCAACAUGCUUCUCACCAAGCUGGAAGACGCCCUUGCUGCGUGGGACCCGCACGAGACCAAAAUCGGUUCGCUGUUUUCCAAACAGUUCUGGAACCAGUUCGACGACUACUUCCGUUUCUUCACGCACGCCAAGGAGUUGCUGAGGGAGAAACAGUGUCGCGACGAGGAGUUCAUCGAGAUUUGCAAACUGCGGCAGGGAGCCGCUCUGCACACGAUCGAUUCGCUGCUCGACCUACCGAUUCAGCGGUUGGCCAGUUAUGAGCGCUACUUUCAGGAUUUGCUGUGCGAGACGGGUGCUGAUCAUCCCGACCUUGACGACGUUCACAAAGCACGCGAUAAAGCUCAAGAGUUGGUAAAACGCUGCGAGGAGGAAAUCAAUCAGCUGGAUCGAGUGCAGAACUUGUUCCCCAACGAUCAACUCUAUCUCCACGACAAGGAUGCUCUCAGUCUGAAGAUGAAAGGUCUGAUCCGGAAGCGGUCAACGACGGCUGCUCGGCUACAAAGGGCCUUUUCGGCCAAGAGCCUACGCACUGCCGCCAGCAAUCCAACGGCGGUGAGCGUCACACCGUCGGGCUCCAACGGCAGCCCAGGCGGCAUCGAAAUGGCAGCCGAUAGCCCCGCCGUCCAUUCGUCGCCGGCUACGUCGACGUCUCUAACGACAACGCCCAACGCCAAUCAUAAAACUCCAGUCGAAAAGGAGAAGAGGCAGUUCAUCAUGGAAACAUCUGUUCAAUUCAUAAACGGAUUGCAGAGCCGCGAUCGUCAUUUGUUUCUAUUUAAUGAUUUGUUGCUGAUCGCCAAGGCCCGUUCUGGCGGCCAUUUCAAAUUGAAGGACAAGGUGCGCAUCUCUGAACUUUGGUUGUCUACCGCAAUCGAAGAAGUGGCAGAAGGAUCGGCCGGCAAAUCGCGCGACACUUCCUUCGUCAUUGGCUGGCCGCCUUCUGUCAAUUUGGUCGCCACUUUCAGUUCUGCAGCGUUGCGCGAUCUAUGGUGGAAUCGGCUUGGCCAGGCCGUCAAAGAUGAGCGGGAUAAAGAGCCUAAAACCACCACGAUCCAGAUCACGUACCACGACGCCGUCCAGGCUAUUGGAUAUACCAAGACAUUGUCGGUGAGUCCUACGGAGACGGUGCGCGAUGUCAUCAAACUGGCUCUAUCGCACCUGGAGAUGUCCGGAACGGCGGACAUAAACUCGUUCCGCUUGUGGCUGAAAACGGGAGGCAGCGCAGGUGGCGCCUUGACGUCAACGUCCAUCGAUAGCGACUCGUCGCCCUAUCCGCUCAUCGGCCACGAAUUGCCGUUCGCCAUCAAGAUGAACUGCUUACGCGAGUACAUCGGCCGCUCGGCCGUCGACAAUGACAACAGCAUCCACAUGGAAAGCAACGGCAACGGAUUGAGUAUGCCCAUUGAUAUGCUGGACCAUUGCAACAACAUCUACAACGCGGAUCCAGCCGCCCGUUGUCAGUUCAUCCUCAGAAGUGUGCAGAAACCCAGUUUUAAUGGCAGCGUACUGGGCAACGCGAAACAAGUGGUGGCGACCAAGACGAAUGGCGCCGGCGGCGCUGGCAAAGCCAAGAAAUCGCCGACGAGGAUACAGAAAGUGUUUCGCAGGGUACAAAGCAAACCGGACUCGCUGGAAACGAUUGGCGCCGCCAAUCCGACGUCUCCCACUUUAUUGGCCGCUGCCAAAGCUGGCGCUUUCUUUGGCCAGCCGCUGGCCAAAAUCUUUCCGCAAGCCGAUCAGCUGCCGCAGCCCAUAAUGGACAUGCUGCUCGAACUGAGGGCCAAAGGUCCGCACACGGUUGGCAUCUUCCGUAAAUCGGCCAACGCGCGACAGGUGCGCGAAAUCCGCGAGCGCAUCGACGCCAACGGUUCCAGGAUGGACUGGAGCGGCGUCAACGCGGUCGUCACGGCCGUCGUUUUCAAAGAUUUCCUGCGCUCGCUGCCCGACAGUCUCCUCUGUUCCGGCAUGUACGACCAGUGGCUCCAGGUGGCCGCUAUGGACGGCCAAGACUCGGCCCUCGAUAAAAUUAAAGGGUUGUGCGAUCGACUUCCCAGCGCUAACGUGACGCUGUUGCGCCAUUUCUUGUGCGUGCUGCUGCACAUCGUGGCCAAUUCUUCCCACAAUAUGAUGUCAGCGUCUAAUUUGGCCGUCUGCGUUGGGCCGAGCUUGCUCUGGGCGCCCGCCUCCACUGCCAACGCUUCCGCCGCCGCUGCGGCCCUGAAUCCGGCCCUGGCGCUCAGUGCCGAAGCCACGGCAUCCAAACAAGUGCCCGCCCUUGUGGCCGUUCUCAUUGACAAGUGCUCUAUCCUCUUCGGUGCCGAGACGGCCAAUUUGUUGAAUGACAAACCACCAGUAGCCACAUCCGCACCGGAAGCGCAGAACAGUAGAAGAGUGAGUUGUAACACGAAUGGCGUGACGACCAACGGUCACAGCCGGAGUCGCCAAGCUCCCGUACAGAAACACAUGGCCAGACAAGGAUUGAUGCAGCACGAUUCUGGCAAUGAAGAAUCAGACAGCUUGCAUAGCCUCUACCACUCGGAUGUCAUGCGUCGGGAUGAUUCAUCCAUCGACAGUUUGGAACGGGAACUGUUGAGUGACGGGCUCGAACACGACCAUCACCACGUUCAUUCGAUGCACCUGAGACGUGACAAGAUGUCGGUGACAAAUUUGUCACGCGAUUCCGGAUUGACGCUUUCUGACACGCAGCUCUACACACCGGACGAAGACAUGGAAGAAGGGAGCGAAUCGUCGUCGUCGGGCCGUGGAUCGGACCGCGACAAGUCCAGAAAUGGGAUCGUUCAGAUGCGAUCUCGUUCGACCACUGCGUCCGCCACCAUCGUGUCCAGUCGCAUGGAUCAAACCCGUUCCAUGUACGCAGUUCCGUCCAUCCGCAACGGAGACAAGAACGGAAUCCAAAAUGGCUCCAUCCGCCUAUUGGAUAGUUAUGGGAAAUUGAACGGCGGCCCGUCGAGUUACACACCCGUUUACAAUCAUUCACGUCCGGAUGCCGUCUAUCGCAAGAUGUCGGAUGACGCCGUCUACGCCGUACCCAAAGCCACUCCAACUGUCGUCCUGGGCGAAGAAUACCAGUCGUCCGGAUCGCAUUUCCAGCGGCAGGAUUGGUUCAGACGCAAGUCGCACAACCGCAAACAAUCGGGCGGAGUCAAAUUCGAUUCGCCCCCCAUGUCGGGCAUGAUGCUGCGCCGCAGCGCAUCCGACGAAAGCCUGGCCAAUGUCAAUCAAUCGUCGGAGAUCCAUUAUCAUCAGAAUUACAAGAAACCGGCCGCUCAUCGCAAAGGGCGGGCUCCUGCUCCGCCCGUCGGCAGCCGAAUGGCCAUGGAUUGCAUGGAACUUUCCCGUCGAUCGAAGUCCGACGCCAAUCUCGAUCUUGAAGGCUUGCGUUUCUACGUAGACGAACCGGAUCGCCGUGCCAACGGGCAUAAAAGUCCAUCCUGCUCCGGCGGAUCCAUCCGUCCCAGUCAUUCCACACCGCACAUCACGGCCGAGGAGCAGGCCUCGACGGCCGAUCGGUCUUACGACUCCAGCACGCUCAGUGAUGACGACUCGACUCCGCACGUUAGCCGUUCCAAUUCGCGCGGAUCCAAAGAUUAUCGAGCCGUCAAUUCCGCCUGGGAGUCCACCUAUGGAGCACUAACCGUUCCGGUUCCAGCCCCCAUUCACAUCAUCGUAUCGCAGGAUGGCAUGGGAUCGAUUGUGUACCCCAGCAACGGAACACCGUCCACCAAACAUUCCAGCCGGUUGAGCAGUGGGAGUACCAACAGUUCCAGCAGGAUGGCGACGACGUCGACUCCGCACCAUGAACACAGAUCGAGGCAGGCAGAACGCCGGCCCGUCGUCAGUUGUGUGCCCGCGUCCAGCGGCUCUUCGUCUCGCCCUUCUCACUACGCCGCCACUCCGCCAACUGGGUCCAGCCGGUACGCCGAUUACGACACGGUCAUUUACGCGAGCAACGGCGGACGUCGUUCGCGCGAGCAGCGCCCCGAGGAUACCAGUCUCUAUUCGGUCCAUUCUAACGGCAGCGGGUCGCUGAGUGGAACGCCGGAUAUUCCCAGCUACGAGGAAGCUAUGAUGAGUAGGCGCCAGAGACACCAGGGCACACCAGUGACGGGCGGUACCAACUGGACAACGUGGAAAGAGAAAUCGAACAGCAGCAACAGCUUAAUUCAAGUGCGCGCCUCGCCGAUUCGCCUGAACAGCCAGCAGGCGGAAGAAUGCGGAUGGGAUGCUGACGGACACACGCCGCCGCCACUACCGCCCAAGAGCGAUCCGAUCCCUCCGCUUCCGCCUAAGCAGAAGAUCCACCUGCGUUCGAAUAAUCCCGUUCGGAUGCGCAUCAGCAAUGCGGCGCAAUCUCCUUCGUCCAGUCGGACGAGGCCGGUGACGAUUCACAUGGACGCUUCCAUCCUGUCGAGUUUGGACGGAAGCGGAACGUCGAGUCCGACUCAGCCUCCGUCGCUUCCGCGCAAAGAGCGCACCCGUGGCAACAACGUGAGCGUCGUUUCGAUAGAGAACAGCUACACUCCCCUGCAUCGCUCGUUCGCCUUUUCCACGCACAACCUCCGCACGGCCAUGGAGAACAACGCCGGACGCGAGGAUUGGACUUCUACCAAGGAGGACGAACAGGAAGCGGAAAUGAGUGACCAAGAGAGGAGAGUGGAUCAGGAGAUUCAAACGUCUGGACAUUGGGCUCAGUUUUGCGAAAUUGAGACGCAGACUUCUCUCUCACCGCAGCCCAGCCUGACUCCUUCCGGCUCCUCGGCCGACGAAGCGCCUCCGGCCAAGCUGACGGUCGGCCGCUACGAGAAGAACACUCGAGGUGUCAACAGACGACGAGAGGUUGCCGUGGAAACGGAACGCAGUCGUCCGAGAACCAAAGACUCCUCCACCGGCAGGGAUGGAUUGGGGCUUCACCGAUCUCACUCCCUCCCGCCGCUGGACAAGGUGUCGUCUGAAGACGGAUCGGACGACGAAGAUGUUGAAGAAGAGAAGCCAGACUUCCCGAAUCAGCCGCAACAGCAGACACCGAGCUCCGCUACUAGUCAGGCACUCCGGCGGGCAGAAAUCAGUUGGAGUGUCUCUCAACUACGGGCUCUCUUCAAUGGCGAUUCGAGCGUGUCCAGCGGUUCCAGCAUUCCGCCACCGUAUCGCUCUCCUCCUGCUCACCAGCAGCAGCAGCAGACGCGACAGCGAUCCGAAUCAACCGAUAGUUACGGAGAGGAAUCCUACGUUUGACCAUCAAACUUGUAACAUUCCAUCAUCACUGCAAGACGAUUGACUUCAUCAAAAAUUUGUAUUAUUCACCAGCGCGGCAGACGGAAAGACUUUCAACGUCCCCCCCGCCUCACAACCUUGACACUGUACACUUGAAAAAUGAAAAGAAAAGGAAAGGAAAGAAAAUGGAAAAGAGAGAAUGGGAUGAAAUAAGUUUAUCCUACUUCAUGUUUGAGAUUACCCGCUUCAGAUUUGCUCCAGAUCUACAAUAGUUAAGUGCUGCAAAUAUACAUUAUACAUAUAUACAUAAAAGUACAUAUUACAUACCUACAUACAUACACGCAUGCAUAUAUAAUUCUUUAAUGAUGUCAUUCUGCUCAACAUAACUCUUAAGAAGAAAGAAACCCACCCCCACAUGCUUCCAAGCACCAGGUUUUUUUUUUUGUUUUGUUUUUUUGUACAUACAGAACAGCUAUUUGGUUCAUCGGUCUCCCAAAAGAAAAAAGAAAAAAAAAAAGAGAAAAUUAACUGCCUUAAAAAAAAAAAGAAAGAACAUGAUUUCAUGGGAAUAUCCCUAAUAUUAUUAUUACCGUUUUCUACUCCCUCCUCUCGUGUUUUUUUUUUUGUAUUGAAUUUCAUAAUUUAAAAUAGCCACCAAGUUCGUGGAAUCUCGAAGUAGGAGAGCUUUUGUCCCUUGUUCUUGUGAAUUGAAAUGGCUGAAAACAUGCAAAAGUGCACUUUAUUCUUGUACAAUAUGUUCAACUUUUGUCAUAUGUGUAAUUCUUUAAAUACACAAUCCUUAUUUCCAUUUUUAAAA
Daphnia magna is the source of this 6717-nucleotide messenger RNA. RefSeq lists its product as uncharacterized. Gene Ontology annotation, biological process: signal transduction. The coding region runs from base 30 to 5921 and encodes 1963 amino acids. The transcript is spliced from 16 exons. The record is from RefSeq and is a predicted model, not a curated record. Lineage: Eukaryota; Metazoa; Arthropoda; Branchiopoda; Diplostraca; Daphniidae. Gene Ontology annotation, molecular function: guanyl-nucleotide exchange factor activity; GTPase activator activity.